Molecule: messenger RNA, 2189 nt
Organism: Tuber aestivum (summer truffle)
Lineage: Eukaryota; Fungi; Ascomycota; Pezizomycetes; Pezizales; Tuberaceae
Source: the annotation of a GenBank genome assembly
AGAAUGAUUAGGCCGUGUCUUCAGAUUUAUGCAUUCCGCAUACUCUCACUGGUCUGCGUCUGCAUCUAGCAGCUAUCAUCCGCGAGGAUCAGUUGGCCCCCUGGCUCGCUGGCUGGCACCCCCCUUCUACCAUCCGGGAUUGAAACUUUACCGAUUCAGGAGGAGGGGUGCCUGGGCCCAUUGAAAAAUCUACUCCUCCACUAUUCACCUAGAAUCGCCAGGGCUUUUCAGGAUUGCGAGCUUUAUAAAGCCUUCCGGCCCUCCAUUUCUUCCAAUCUCAUACCUAGGGAUACCCUUCAGCUCGUGCCAUACGAAGCUUCAUCAAUUGCUUUUCGUUAACUCACCUUCAACCACUACCUAACUCUUACGACUAUUUCCUUCCACCUCUCGCUUCAACAUCCAUAGCUCUUUUAUACCCCUCGCCUCCCCCCCUUCUCUAUCCCCCUAAUCCGCAACCAUGGCCCCAGCGGCAGUGAAUACCCAGCCCUUCAAUGCCCCCGAACUCGAGAAGGCCAAACUUCACACUGGCGAAAUCAAGGUUCAGGAUCUCAGAGUACCGGUGAAGAGCCUCGAUAGCACUGCCAACUCUGAUGACGUUCUUGGGCCGAAGCGAGACAUCAUUAUCUUCUCAGGUGGGUUCUAGACAUAAAGUGCCAGUUUACUGUUGCAUCGUGGGAUCCUAUAUUAAGAAAAAGCCAGAUUUCGACGGAACCAUUUUCAUGCAAGAUACCGGUCAUAUCUUGUUCGACGCCCACGGAUGCGGUCCCAAACGGAGACAUGAGCUUGACGAGGAGAUUAAGAACGGUGUAAGAUCCUUCCGCGAUGUUUCGGAAGAGAUGUGGGGAAGCUUGAAUGUCCCCUUCGAUGAUGGAUUUGAGAUCAUGAAAACCUCGCUCGAGAUCGACCCUGCCUUCCAUGACUUUCACGACUUUUGUAUCAAGAAUAACAUCCCUUUCAACGUUAUCUCCGCCGGUCUGAAGCCAAUUCUCCGCCGCGUUUUGGACGAAUUCUUGGGAAAGAAGCAGGUCAGAACGCCCAAUCGUUGGUUGGUUGGAAAAAGCAAUACUAGAUGUCUCAGGCUAACCCAGCACUGGAUUUCCAGUCGAAAUUCAUUGACAUUAUUGCCAACGAUGCCACAAUCACCCCUGAUGGCAAACAAUGGAAGCCGGUGUGGCGCCACGACACCCCUCUAGGUCAUGACAAAGCUGCUUCGAUUCAAGAAUACCGCACAAUCGCCUCCUCCGAGAGCGAGGACGGUACAUGCCCAUUGAUUCUCUUCGUGGGAGACGGCGUUUCAGACCUCGCAGCUGCCCGUGAGGCUGAUGUCCUCUUCGCCAGGGCUGGAUUAAGGCUUGAAGAGUACUGCAAGGAAAAUAAAAUCCCCUAUAUCCCAUUCGAUACCUUCGCCGACAUCAAGAAGGAAAUCAUCAAGAUAACAAAGGAGGAUCAGAACAAGACUAAGGGAUAUGGAAAGCCAGUUGUUUACAACGUAUGUUUAAUUAUCGGAUAUCCGAAGAUCACUUGAUGCUAAUUUAUCUCCUACUAUAGCCCCGCGCAAACUUCUGGAGAAAGGCCGUCAAGCAGAAAACAGUAUGUAUCCUACUGCUAUACCAUGCCUCUUUACCUUAAACCAUCCCGAAAAGGUCUCCCCCGUCCCAAGUUCUAACGCACGAAUCUAGGUUCCUCGGUUUGUACGAAAUGCCACAAAAGAGGACAAGAUGCACCUGUGGCCCGAUACCUUCACUGUCAAAGGAGAAACCCAGAAAGAGAACGAGCCCUCUGCGUCACCGAACCCUGAGCCCACUCCAGAGACGAAAUCCCAGUAAGUUGUAAUGUGAGAACUAGUGCAAAAUUGUCGGGCAACGGAAUCUGCACGUUUGGCACUUGUUGAUUUAUGACUUGCGAUGAUUUUUUUUCCGAGCUGCGAGAUCUCUAUAUUUUCUUAUUGCUUUCGUUUGGGUAUAAUUUAUACGGACUAGAGGAAUUUUCAAUGUUGCAAAAAACGGGAAGCCUAAAUGGCAUACCGGUAAUGCCCAAAUAUACAUUCCGAGAAGGCUUCUAUAGAAUCGGAUACUUUUUUUUUCUUUUUUCCCCUCUCUCCCUUUCCCGGCUUGGGGCCUGGCGCAAAGGCCACAAUGUUUAAUGCUCAUUUCCUUCCAUACUGCAAACACGAACAGAAACUUGAGCUA